This is a messenger RNA of Aspergillus udagawae, 1230 nucleotides long. Its product is annotated as serine/threonine-protein kinase. Gene Ontology annotation, molecular function: protein serine/threonine kinase activity; ATP binding. The coding region runs from base 1 to 1230 and encodes 409 amino acids. Gene Ontology annotation, biological process: autophagy; peptidyl-serine phosphorylation. The transcript is spliced from 2 exons. Lineage: Eukaryota; Fungi; Ascomycota; Eurotiomycetes; Eurotiales; Aspergillaceae. Gene Ontology annotation, cellular component: cytoplasm. The record is from RefSeq and is a predicted model, not a curated record.
AUGCUUCCAACUCCUCCGCCUUCUCCUCCCACUACCCGUGCUUAUGCUCCGGAAGACCGUCUGGGAUAUCUUCUGGCCAACCGGCUGGAACUGACAAGCAUUCUUGGAGUUGGUGCGUACGGCGUGGUCUACACGGCCGUCGACAUCCACACCAAUGUGGUGUAUGCCGUCAAAGCACUGAACAAGGUCGGACUUGAUGCCCGGCAGCUCAAGUUCCAGCAGCGCGAGAUCAAGCUCCACCAUCUGGCCAGCCAACAUCCCAAUGUGGUUUCCCUGGUUCGUAUAAUGGAUUCCGUCGACUGUACCUAUGUGGUCAUCGAGUUCUGCCCCGAGGGUGACCUGUUCUCCAGCAUCACCGAAAAGGGCAACUUUGUGGGCAAUGAUCUCUUGGUCAAACGCGUCUUUCUCCAGAUCCUGGAUGCCAUCCAGUAUUGCCACUCAUUAGGAAUUUACCACCGGGACCUCAAGCCGGAGAACAUCUUGGUGACCGAUCAGGGCCUGACGGUCAAACUGGCCGACUUUGGCCUUGCUACCACGGAUUAUUUCACUUCGGACUUUGGUUGCGGUUCCACAUUCUAUAUGUCUCCAGAAUGCCAGCAGCCGAAUCCUCGACCAUUGUCUUGCUAUGCGUCGGCCCCCAAUGAUGUGUGGAGCCUGGGGGUGAUUCUGGUCAACCUCACUUGCGGGCGCAACCCAUGGAAACGUGCCUCGAUCGAGGACUCCACAUUCCGGGCCUAUCUCAAGGAUCCUUUCUUCCUCAAAUCCAUUCUGCCCUUGUCAGAUGACCUGGUUUGCAUCUUGAGCCGCAUUUUCGAGUGUGAUCCCUCUAAGAGAAUUACCAUCCCGGAGCUUCGCCAGUUAAUCCUGGAUUGCCCUCAAUUCACUCUCAACCCAGUGACCCCUUGGGUGGCUCCCCAUGGACCCUUGUCUUACGACGUCAUCAGUGGGCCACAGGUCCCUGUCUCUGUGCAUACAUUCAACACGCAGCAAUCGACAUCCUCUUCAGACUCGUCUCACUACUCGAAUUACUCGGAGUCUGCCGCAUCCGAUAGCUCUUGCUACACGGAAGUAUUUACCGACAUGGACAGCGUUCCAUCGAUGUCUUCCGUGGAGUAUGAGCCGGAGGCGGACUGUCAGGGCGACCUUUCUAUGGACUCCCUAACAUGCAAGGACAUCUCGGAGGCCGUCGUUGUCCAUCAGCCGGGUCAUCAGGCACUAUGCGUCUGCUAA